Messenger RNA from Hypoxylon fragiforme, 863 nucleotides. RefSeq lists its product as uncharacterized. NCBI's taxonomy places the organism in Eukaryota, Fungi, Ascomycota, Sordariomycetes, Xylariales, Hypoxylaceae. The record is from RefSeq and is a predicted model, not a curated record. The transcript is spliced from 2 exons. The coding region runs from base 230 to 643 and encodes 137 amino acids.
CUACUCACCUCGUUGAUAUAAAAGACGAACAAAAGCCCACGUUACUCAGUACAAACAAAAAUUUCUCGUAUAUCACAUCAACUUGAACACAAAGAGGAUCUUCUACUUCUGAAAGAACAUCUAUAUAAUCUACCUACCUGCCUGCCCAUACUCUCACAUCUCUCCCCAUCCCAAACUACAAACCUAAUCUCACCAAACACCAACAAGAAUACCCAACCCAACCAUCAAAAUGGUCUCCGUCAAAUCCCUCUUCACCAGCGUCCUCGCGGCGCUGCCCCUAGCAUCCGCCUACAUCACCAACCUCGCCGCGCCGGAGUCCGCCAAGGCCGGCACGACCAUCAAGGCGACGCUGACGGCGUCGAUCUACAUCCAGAACUGGGACGACUUCGGCAUCAUCUGGGGCCUGACCCCGAACCACCCCGUCGUCGGCGACGAGCUCUACAUCGGCCAGCGCAUCGCCUACACCCCGCUCUUCCCCGACAACGUCCCCAAGCCCGGCCAGUUCACCGUCGACGUCCCCAUCCCCAAGGGCUUCCAGACCGGCGACUUCAAGCUCUACGCUGCCAUCCCCUAUCUGGUCGGUGCUUCCGGCUUGACCGCCAUCCAGUCUCACGUCGCCAACAUCACGAUCGAGGCGGCCUAGAUCAACUCAACCAUGAACUUAAAAAGCACCUCUGAUACCUACCUACCUACCUACCUACCCAGGUAGUGCGAAUAUGUCAUGAUGAUCUCUUAAGUUUAGCGACAUGCAUACGAUACGACACGGAGGGGUUUAGUUAUUAGGAUCUGGAACGAAAAGAAAAAAAAAUUUCCCGAGAAACAGCUAUAUGCCGAUAGCAUUGAUGAACUACAUACUAUUACAC